AUGGCGGAGCAGCCCGAGCCGAACCUUGAGAGUGUGCCUAGUGCCUAUGGUCGCCAGGUCAGCAACCGGCGACCACAAGUGCAUGUGGGUGGAAGCUUUCUCCAUAUGUCCGGCGAACGGCUUGGUGCUGUGACUUCCCAGGAGAAGUGCAAGACAUGCAUGAAUAGUGUCUACAUGGCCAACUUCAUGGCUUUGGUGGUCCUCAUUGAUGCUGUUUGCACGGUGGCGGACAUUGAUGCCACCGCCCAGCAGCAGCAGUCUGGGGACUUGGUCCAGGUGAUCUCAGAUCUUUGUUUGACCGCCUAUUCACUUGAGGUGCUUGGAUUGCUCUACCUCUACGGCUUUCAUCUCUUAAAGGACUGGAUGAUGUUACUGGAUGUGGUCAUCGUGGUGUGUGGCUGGGGCGAGAAAAUCCUGGCCGCGGCCAUCGCGAGCUCCCUGGGCUUUCGGAUUUCCGUGCUGCGCGCGCUGCGCUUGGUGCGGAUCUUCCGCUUGAUGCGCCUGCUAAAGCGAAUCCGGCCCCUGCGGGAUGCCUGGCAGGAGAUUGAAAUGUGGAUGAGAUCGCGAGAGGUGCAUCGCCACAUGGAUACACGGCACAUUUGCUGUUGGAUGGGUCGUCGGAGCACCAAGGAGUUGCACAAACUGGUCAUGAUGAUGGCCACCUGUCUUCGUACUUUGCUCUGGUCUUUCAUGCUCUGCUUUGUCGUGAUGACCGUCUGGGCCAUGCUCAUGGUGGAGACGAUUCACCCCAGUUUGGAGGAGAUGUACUUGGCAGAUGAGUUGGGCAGCUGCGACACGCAGUGCAUCCGAUCCAUGUCUUCCGUCAUGGAUGCGAACCUCUUAAUUUUCAAAACGGUCAUUGCUGGAGACAGUUGGGGCGAGAUUGCCGUGCCCGUGAUUCAAAAGCAUCCGGGGACAGCGAUCAUCUUCGUAGGGUCUUUGUUGACACUGGUCUUUGGGGUGCUCAACCUCAUUGUCGCUGUUGUUGUAGACACCUUUGCUGAUGCUCGUCUCAACGAUGUGCAAAACUUAGCGGAGGAGAUGGAGGAUGAAAUUGAACAUGAUCGCAAAGCCUUGGCAAAGCUUUUCGCGCGAAUUGACAAGGAUGGCAGCGGGCAGCUCACUUUGCAAGAGAUGAUUGAGGGUGCUCGUCAGGAUCCAGGAUUUCAAUCCCGACUGCGAGUCAUGGACAUUGACGAGCAUGACUUAGAACAACUUUUCCAGAUGAUUGACCGGGACCAAUCCGGAACCAUUGAAGUGGCUGAGUUCAUUGGCCCUCUGUCCCGGUGGGCGCAUGAUUCGAAAACUGCACCCCGCUUCAUCAAGUAUCACAUGCUACAAACAAUGCAAAUGCAGGAGGAUCUGUGGGAAUUGUCGGUCGAGUGCUUCAACCAGCUGAACACCAAGAUUGAGGCCUUGGCUGGGCGCAUGGCUGGCGAAUAUCCUGCGGCUGAAGGCCCUCCGAAAUCCCGCGAGAUGAGCUUCGAGGGCGCUGCGCCCAGUGAGGAGGUCAUGACGCACAUUGGUUCCCUUGACUCUCGAGCAUCUCAGGGCUCACACAUCACGGAAACGAUGAUGUCGAUGGAUGUCAGUGGGAACGUAAAGGUCCAGCUGGAUGGUUUCGACUCCGUCCUGAGCCCCUCGGCCAGUCCGGUGGUGACCAAAGAGACGGCGCCGCGCGAAAUGCUCGACCAGCCGAAGGCCUCACCGGACCCCGACCUCUGGGCGCCCAAGUCCACGGAGCAGCAAUUUCGAGAGAAGUCCUCAGUCUUGGAAGGUUUGCUGGAAUCGGCCAUGAGCAAGCUGGAAGGCAAAUUGGUGACUCGAAGCAUUGAGGAGGAUUUGCUCCUCGAGAGCCGCGGGCGCCGCCACGAACUCCUGGCCUCUCCGGAGGGUCACAACGCCUUGAGCGAGGCGAUCGGAAAGCCCAAGUCGAAGAAGAAGGGCAAGAUCUUGCAUCCCGAAGCCUUCAGGAAUAUGUACAUGGACCGUGGCAAACGGCUGUCCCUCAUUCCACCUCCGCCAAGCUCGCCGCCAAGCUCUGGCGAUCCAUCGCCCGGGUGCUUUGCUCCGCUUAAGGCUCCAAGGUGCCCCGGCGUGGUCUUAUGCAUCCGACUUUGGGAUGGCCAGGAUAAGCCCAAAGACACGGUGCUCAUCAAAGAUCUGGGCUUGGUCGCUGCCUGUGUGAACUCCGAGAUCCUUCGGAUGCAUGCCAUGAAAGAUCUGGAUUUGCUCCGGGCGCUGGAGGAGUUGAGCCAACGCAGCGACACCUCCGAGGAGGUGCGCCACUUUGCGCAGAAGACCGGGCACCGGAUCUUCGACGUGGCCUUUCGCCGCGAGGACCCGACGAGACGAGACGUGGUCCCGUUCGCGGUCCGAGCCGGUUCGGAGCCGAUGGCAGAUUUACAGCACCCACUGGUGGAAUCGGUGCCCCGAGCCCUCGCGGGCGAAAGCAUCGCCUUCGCAGAGAAAAGGGAUUGGGAGGGAAGCGACGAAGUGGCUGAGAGAGAUCUUCAGGACAUCCGGGCCGCCCCGCCGGAUUUCCGACCGCCGCCCCGGUGUCACGUUGGAGCUGAGCUCAGGAAGUCGGGGGCACCUGGAUCUCUGGAGACCCUGCACCCUUUGGACCAUUGGAUGGAAGAGGUUCACUGCGAGAGGCAUCCUUGGCUAUCUCCUUCAGCCAUGGAGCCCUCUCCCGAGCCGUUGCUGCCUGAGACCUUCAGUGCCCUUAUGCAGUCCCAUGCCCAGUCCAAGUUCUUUCAGGUGCUGAUGAAUGUGGUGGCUUCCGAGAUCAAGGUAGGUGGGCUCCGUCUCAUCCGGGCGGCCUUGCAACGCUACGAUCGGCACGGGAGUGGGUACAUCGCAGCUCCAGACCUGGAGGCCGUCUUCCACGAGCUGUCCGUCUCGGCGGCCACUUCGGAGCAGGCGCUCCGAGCGCUGGACGUGGCAGGCACGGGCCAGAUUUCAUACACGCUCUUUAUGGCGGGCUGUGUGGAUUUGGUCGAUGACAAGCUGGACCACAUGCUGUGGAAGGUCUUUAGUAUGGUGGAUGAAGAUUGCACGGGCGAGAUGGAAACGCUGGUGCCGGAGCUCGGUGUGCGUCAUCGGUCGACCGGUCGCGUCUUCUCUUCUCGUCUCGCGCAGCGCAGCGCGUCUCGCGCGAGAAGGAAGGUGACACAGGAGAUGAGAGCCAAGCUCAUGCAUGCUAUGGAGCCAGACUCGGACAUGAAUUGCAAGGCGGUUCCCAUAGCGCUGAAGGCGCUUCGGCCACGGGGCUACGAAGAGACCGAUCGGGAGGCGUUCUUGGUCUCCCAGGUGUCCCUGGCGCGGCAGCGUCGGCAACUUCUGGAAAGUCCUGACACGCCCAGAGCCGCGCCAAGCUUCUUAUGCCCGGCGCCAGGUGCCGGCGUUCCGGAAGGUGGUGUCUACGAGACCGAGAUCGAGAAGUGGCACUUCCAACGACAUCAGAUGUGGGCGGAGGAUCAGGACUUGUGUCAUCGAUCCUUUGGACUUUGGACUCGUGGAGGAAGCCUCUCCUGUCCCUUGAGAUACGCGGUGAUUGGCAACUUCGUGGGGCUUGCUCCUGGCGACCUGGUUCUGGACAUUGGCUCUGGCUGUGGACACAUGGGCGCUUGGUUCCACGAUUGGUUUGGCGCGCGGACCAUCGGUCUCGACUUCCAACCAGCUGCAGUGGCCUUUGCCCAGAAGUAUGUGGUUCCAGUGGCGCCGACGCAGUUUUGCUGGAUGGAUGUGGCAAGCCAGCUCGGGGACUGGCUUCCGAACCGCUCGGUGAAGCUGGCCACGGCGAUUAGCGUUUCGGACUUCCUUUCUGCCGAAGCGGCCGAAGCGGCCCUUCGGCGGCGGAAGAUCCGGUUCAAGGGUUCCCUCUCGAGGAAGGUGGAAGGUGGAGGGGAAUGA
Molecule: messenger RNA, 3918 nt
Organism: Durusdinium trenchii
Lineage: Eukaryota; Dinophyceae; Suessiales; Symbiodiniaceae
Source: the annotation of a GenBank genome assembly